Molecule: messenger RNA, 4277 nt
Organism: Rhagoletis zephyria (snowberry fruit fly)
Lineage: Eukaryota; Metazoa; Arthropoda; Insecta; Diptera; Tephritidae
Product: serine/arginine repetitive matrix protein 1
Source: RefSeq, a predicted model, not a curated record
CAGUUAACUGAGUUCGUGAAGUGAAAUUAGUGUUGUGAAAAUAUCGCUGCGAUUGCGUUUCUUCACAUCGAAAUGUCAUAAAGCGUUGGUUAAUCAGCGCAACGCAUCUUUGUAAAAAUACAAUAGCAUCAUUAAAAUUGUGAACAAAAUUUGCUGAACAGUGGUAUCAAAUUAGAUAUACAUAUAUUUAACUGAAGGUAGACAUUUCAGAAUAUUACGCUGCCUCUUGGAUGCGGCAGCGUAUCUUGUUCAUUGGCUGUUUCGAGUGUGUAACAGCAGCCUACGUUUUCUGCAAUAUUAAACUGAUCAAUUUGUCUUUCCUUGUGUGCGGUUGAACGACUGAGAGCCAAAUUGCUUCUAAAUAGGUGGAUAUUUGCAAUUUUCGUAAAAAUUAAAAUACAUGCGAAGGAAGAAUGCGCGUUGGUAAGAAAGCUACCGUCGUGGAGGCGAAGAAAACGCGCUCUUGUGUCGUGCGAUUGGAAAAAGUUUCGUCUCCACCAAUAAAAAUAACUAGAAGUAGUGGGAUAAGUCCACGUGGAAACAUACAAAUACUCUCAGAUGAGAAAAAGUUCAAAGGGCCUUUGAAGAAGCGGCCAAUUGCUCAUAGCAGUAGCGCAGCAGCAUCCGGAAGUUCUACUACUCCUAAAUCUUCUCUGACAACAAAAGCCAAAGAGAUGAAGGAUAAAUUUAAAACUCCUGUGAAAGUUGUGAAAGUUCAGAAAACUGAAAUAGCUAAAGUUGUUGUGCCGGAACCACCUCCAUCCACCAUAGCCACCGGCCGCUCAAGAAGAGCAAUUAAGCCGAACCCUAAAUAUGCAAGCGAAGAUAUGGUCACUCCAAAGAUAAUAAGAAACGUAUCGGCUCUUGCUGGAACAUCAUCCAAAAGACCAUUAGCUCUUCCGGGGAAAACCCGUAAAAAGUCAACAAGUAGCUCAGAAGAUUUCUUUAAUAAAGACUCUAGCGACGAUUUUGGUCCCAAUGAUCUGGAUGAUGAGUUAGAUGAAAUGUACAAGGAAAUACAAAAGGAGUCAGAUUCCGAUUUCUCAGAUGACGGUUUAAUGAAAGAAACACCGUUAAAAAGGCGUGCUAGAUCACGGAAAAAUAUGGAGGCCACACCGACAAGCACACCACAAUCAACACCGCGACCAACGCCCCGACCAACGCCACGACCAACGCCACGGCCCACGUCAACGCCACGGCCCACGUCAACGCCACGGCCCACGUCAACGCCACGGCCCACAGCAACGCCCGUGCAUAAAGCCCAAGUAUCGCAGCUACAAUUGCUACGGAAAUCGUUUGCAGCCAGCGUGAAUCGCUCGAUUGAGCCAUUAGCAGGAAUCAAACGCGCCCGUAAUGACUCUGUGACCGGUGGCAGCAGCAGUGAUAAUGACGCCCAAGCAGCAAGUGUUGCUCGCAAACGAUUCUUGUUAACAAAGUCGGCGACUGAACGUGACAACAAAAAAUUAAGUACUAAUGACAUUACAAUGAUAGUGCGAAAGGCGAAUCAAACGCUCAAUGGCAGCAAAAUAACGAAAAUAAAACCAGAAAUUAUGAAUAAAGAACAACCAAAGCGCAAUGCAUCCAUUAUUGAAAAACGUACACUUAUCGAUGGCAAUAGCGUCUCAAUCAGAUUGCAGCAGCAAACUAAAUCUCUUCAGACGAUACGUAACGCUAGUAAUACUGCUCCACCAUCAACAACCGCAACGCGCACUUUGAUAACAAUGCCAGCCAAAACACAAAAUACUCGUGUUUUAGCCGUGGCAAAGCGUCGAAGCGCAUCGCCUGCUCCCCCAAAGGUAGCAAAAGUAGUCAAUGUGGAGGAAGCUCCUGAAAGCAAGCCAGUGCAUGUUCCUCCGAUGACUGUGGAUGACUUCGAGACAAUGCCCACAUUUACAAUCGUAAACAUCAAUGAUAUAAUUAAUAAAAAAGGGGAUGUAUUAAUUUCAAAGACUGGCAAGCCGCAAAAGCCAGAUGAGAGUAUGAAAGUGGAUUACGACUUACCAGAGCAAGGCAACGUAAGUGAACAGAAAGCAGGCCCUGGCCGCCGCAAACUUUUGGUUACAGAUAAGGCCAGCGAAGUGACUCGUUCAAAGAGCCCUUUAACGACAACAAGGAAACCAGCACAGAAAAUCCUCAAUCAUACACUACUUAAAAGGUCAUCACCAUCGGAGAGUGUUGGACAAAGAAGCAAAGUUAACUCUAGCAUUUCACCUGAUAAACCAGCGCCUCGAAUACUCAAUUCAAUGGUGGCGAAAAAAACUCAGCCGGUUAAGCCGAUGAUUGCUAAUUUUGAGGAUUCGGCAGAUGAUGAAACUUAUCCACUAUCUCUUGACGGUGAUGACGAAGACAAUGAGGAAGACGAAAACGAAAACGAUGUAAAUGAUACAGUCGAAGCGGAGGAAGAUGAGUAUGAUCCGGACGAUCCUUUUGAGACUAGUAAGCAUAAGCCUCCUACCAGCACUCCAUACCAAGCAAAGAAACCGACGCCGCCAGCAAAAGAGAAUUCACUAACAGCACUUAAUCGGAAGCCAGCAAAAAAUGCAGUACAGCGAAAACCCUCACCGGAAAAAGUGGUGAUAUCACGUCAGGGAGAUAAAAUUAUAAAAAAGAUAACCUGUUUUGAAACGUGGUAUGUCAUCAUGUCCGAAGAAGAAGCGCCAAAAGUAACCCGGAACAUACUCGAUUUACCACUCAUCAAAUUGGCCAACGCAGCGAGCCAUAUCAAACUACCAACCGAAAAUUGGAAGAGUAAAGUAACUCUGCAUGAAUUAUCACCAACACUGAUCGCCAAAUCCAAACUGAUCACCUAUACGGGCGACAUAAGUGAAUAUAACAUCGCAGAACAGGAUCGUGGUCGCUAUCAACCCUCCUGCGUUAUGUUUCGUCGAUCAGUAAAUGAUCGUACGAAAUCGCGACUUCCUUACGAUAGGGCGGUCAUAUUCAAGAAUAGGACUUUCUUCACCAAUAUUGAAGGCAAAAAUGUUAAAUUGGUCGGGGCACCCAGUACGGUCAAUUCAGCGAAGGAUGUAGAAAUAAUGCUACAAAUAGUGGAUUCAUUAACAUUGCAAAGUUCAUUUGUUGAGCCAGCAAACACAAUCCAAUAGGCAAAGUUGUCAAAGGAACAACGGCACAAUGCAGAAAUUCAGUACACAUUUUGUAUGUAUAUCCAGGACCAUAUUAUAUCUACUUUAAUUCGUAAUAAAUUAAAAUUUAAACUUAAGUUAUAAAACAAAAAACACGUAAACGAGAAGCUCCAGCGAGAUUCCAACUUCAUAAACUGUAAUUGAAUUACUUAGGUAUGUUUGAAACAAAAAAACAAAAAAUAAUAAUCAUUAGGUUACUGGAGUCUAGGAAAGUCGAUUAACAUUUUUUGCAAUACCAUUAAAAGUUCAAAUUCGUACUGUGCAAAUUUGUUAUAAAUUUUGUCAUGGUAAAAAAUGUUGCUCAGGCUUCCUAAGUUACAGUGGCGGUACAUACAUUUGUAUGUAAUUACUGUAUGUAUAAAACAUCAUUUACAUAAAUUCGUUAUUAAGUGCAGACCAAUUUACAUUUAUAGAAAGUCACUUAAAUACGAAAUCGCGCUAGCACGUAGGUGUUGAGAACCGUAUACUUCACGACCAAUUUAUCUAAUUUCAUAGCAUACUUGCAUAGAUGCAUAUUAUAAUAUUAACGAUAACUAUACAAUAUAGAUAUGUGUAUGUAUGUAUAUAUCCCAAUUCAUAUACAUAUAAUAUACAUAUACAUAUUUGUAAAGUAAUUCAAUAGUGGUGAAUUAGUGUGAAAAAGAAAUAACAUCUCUCAACUUUGUUAACAUAAUUAUGGUUAUUUUAAGUUACGUAUGUAUCUAUUAAGUAUUUUAUCGUAGACAUUAAAGGCCUACUUAAAUCUUAUUUAUACAAUUCUAAACGAAAAAACAAGCAGUUGGUAAAUAAACCACUUUUUUAUGUUUAUAUAAAAGUUUUACUUUCAUGUAUAAAACUCUGAUAAAGGUGAAGUUGAUAAAGGUGAAGUAUGAUUGCUUUUGUUUUAUUAAAAUAUAUCUUUUGAAUUUUAAAAUCAGUUAUUGAUAUGCAAAUAGUUUUUGAGAAGACCAUAACAAAUGCACCCUUUUAAAUAUGUAUUGGAACAUCAGUUACAAGCAAAUAUUUGUAAAAUCUAUAUUGUCUUAAACUCAAUGCCUUUAAGGAUAACUAACAUAUAUAUUUCCUUAAUUGAUUGCGUACUAGAAAAUGUAAGUUACUUUGAUUUGCCAAUAAAGAAAUAUCGCAAUAAAAAAA